UUGGAAUGAGCCCUAUUGUACAGAGAACAGCCAACGGUUCAAGCUUAAUUUAAGUAAGUGAACUUUUCCUAAACGAUACCUAUUCAUCACUCGAAGCUUCUUCUUGGAAGAAUACAGAUCAGAGAUGGAAAUCGUAUCCCAUGUCAUGAUACUAUUAACUCUGAUAGUUCUACUUGACUCAUAUCCCACAUCACCGUUCAAAAAUGGCAAGUUCCUGCCAAUUGGCCCGGGAACGGACGAAGGGCUUUACAAUGUGAAUUUCGUGGAAGGAGACAUCUAUACCAGAGAAACUGAACAGGUUGAUCGUUCUGCCGAAACGAGUACCUUACCCAUAGAAGAAAUUGAUGAAAAUAACAUUGAUGGUUUGAAAAAUGCAGUGAGUGACAAAAACUUGCUAUGGACAGAUGGUGUCAUCAUUUACAAGAUUGAUGAUGACAUAGGUUGCCCGGAGUCACCACAGUGCGAGAUUCUCAUGAAAGCAAUGGAUCACUACCAUUUGAAAUCUUGUAUACGUUUCAAAGAAUGGUCAGGUGAACCUAAUUAUGUGCAGAUAUUUUUCAACACAAACAAUAGUGGUGCAUGCUGGUCCUCUGUUGGACGUCUUGGAGAGGGAGAACAACUUUUGUCACUUGGACAAAGAUGCUGGUAUUUUGGAAUUGUUGUUCAUGAACUUGGACAUGCCAUAGGCUUCUGGCAUGAAAUGAACAGACCUGACAGAGAUGACUGGAUCGUUAUUUAUUGGAAGAACAUUAUCAAGGGAUUCGAUUCAGCAUUCGUGAAGCAUGAUUCAAAUAGUGUAACCAUGAUGGAUGAACAAUUCGACUACCACUCAAUUAUGAUGUAUGAUGAAUACGCAUUCUCGAAAGAUGGCAGAACACCAACACUUCAAGCGAGAACUGGUGAAGAAAUUGGUCCAAUCUGGAGGAAAAAAGGACUCAGUCCGAGCGAUGUGAGAAGAUUGCAUAAGCUGUACCAGUGUAAAGGUAAUGCCCAGCAUCCAGAGUUUCCCUAUGAUAUAGCGUGUCCGUUCAAUAACAACAGUUGUGGAUUUAAAAAUGGAGGCUCAGCCGUGUGGAAUUGGAGAACUGUUAAUGAGACUGAUGGAUAUAUGUACUCCUCUUGGGAAAUAGCUGGCAGUACUCCAGGAUAUUUGACGUCCAUAAAUUUCCAUCCACUCAGUACCUUGGACAAAAUUCGCGGGCCUUUGGGCUGCGCUAGAUUUUGGUACUUAUUACAUGGAGAUGGUCUUUCAUUCAUCAAAUUGUCGCAGAUUUUUCUAGAACAUGUGACUCAGACAAGUUUUGAUGUGGAAGAUUUGAAAGACAUUUGGUUCAAUGAUACAGUUGAUAGUGAAUGGGUUCACAUUGAUGUACCCCUCUAUGUAACAAGGCCAUUCAAGUUGGUUAUUCAGUCACAAUUUGAUGAAGAGGCAUCAUACGGUACUAUUGCUUUGGAUGACUUUGAACUAUUGUACAUGGAAUGCAGUCAAAUAGCAGUUGUUGGAACAGAUCUUAUGAAACCAAACAAACCCAAUCAAACCGAUACAGAUACUGAUUUCGAUCCAGAUCUGGAUGUAGAUCUCGAAGAAAUUGUGAAGCCAUCUCAUCAUUCCAGUGAAGAUGUUACAAAGCCAACUAGUAAACCAACAGAGCAUUCUAGCGAAGAUGGAACUAAGCCCACCUCCAUUAAACCAGCCGAACAUUCUAGUGAACAGGUUACUAUAAAACCAUCUGAUAAGCCUAUAGAACAUUCAAGUGAGGAUGUGGGAAAGCCUGUCCUCAGCAAACCUCCUAUCUCGAGUGAAGAGGCUGUGACUAAGCCUACUCACAGUCAUACAGAAACUCCCUUCAACAAUAUCUCUGGGACAGAAGGUGAAACGAAUUAUGUGUCUAAUGAAACAUCAUCUUCAACUUACAGUUCAAGCCAAAUUCCGGACAUUGAAACUACAGAAGGACCAACAAUUGAUAACAAAAUAGAUAACAAUAGUCCUUCAACUGAUGAAGCAACUGUUGUUGCGUCACUAACAAGUGCAGAAAAUGAUACGUCAGCUUCUGGUAUUCCAAUCAAAGAUUCGGACACAAAAAUCGUUGAAAUAAAGAAACCUUUAACUCAGAGCAGCUCAACAGAAACCGAGCACAGUAGUUAGCUGCCACGCAAAUUAUUAACAAUGCACGAUCAUGAAUAUAUUUUUUUCAUUGUUAGUGGUGUGAAACAAAUUCAUUGAUCUCCUAAGUAAAAUACUUUGAGAGAAACAAGUACUGGUAGAUAAAUCCACUUUUGACGUGAUCUAUCAAAUUAGGUGCAGAUGAUUUUUUCCUAAAAGAUGGUUAACAUCAGUUUUUGAAACGUCUUUGUUAUUCCAUUUUUGGUGAUUCAGUAAAUGAACAUUAUUUGUGUCCAUCCAAAUAAAUUUACCAAGCGUUUGUUGAAUACUCCACAGGAAAAAUUCCUUCCUUUAUUUAUAAUUACCUACGUAUAAUAAUUUUACUCAAUUAUACAUAAUAGGUACCUAUAUUGAGUUACAUAAUAGGUACCUAUAAUGUACAAAUUGAGUUGUGGACACAUUGGCACUGUUAAAUAUUAGUUCAACAUGUGUGAUUGUAUUUAUAGAGUUUGUGAUUAAUUAUAAUAUAUGAGUAUACUUAUUCAACAAUUAUUGUUCGUUGAAAUUGAGGAAGUCAUACGUUUUGUUUUGCCGUUUCAAUUCUUUUGUAUUGUCAGUGUUGAUUUUUAUAAUCAGUAGGUACAAAUUAAAUUCCAUUUUUUAUAUGAGUAUGACCCAAAACUUAAGAUUAACCUCUGAAUUUUUAUUGAACACUUCUUUUAAAAAAAUCUUUUUCAUAUUCUCCAGUGUUCAAAAACAAAGACACAUUAAAAUAUGAAGGGAAAUAAAAACAAUAUUACAACGGUAUUUCUCCAAAUAACUUAUCCAUUUUAUCAUCUUGGAGAUUAUUUUUAUUAUUCCAAAAAACGAAUAAUAUAUAAUUAAGAUGAUGAUUAAUGAAUAAUUUAUCUUGUACCUAUUCAUGUGUAUUGAAAAAAUAAGGGAUGAUUUGGCAUAUCCUGUAAAGGAAAUUAGAAUUAUAAAGCAUUUCUAAAUUAUUAGCAUAUUCUAAAAAGGAAAUUCUUUGUGAUUAGUUAAUUCUUGAGAGCUAAUAUACAGUACUUAUUCCA
Molecule: messenger RNA, 3174 nt
Organism: Nilaparvata lugens (brown planthopper)
Lineage: Eukaryota; Metazoa; Arthropoda; Insecta; Hemiptera; Delphacidae
Product: meprin A subunit beta
Exons: 12
Coding region: 125-2146 (673 amino acids)
Biological process (GO): proteolysis
Cellular component (GO): membrane
Molecular function (GO): zinc ion binding; metalloendopeptidase activity
Source: RefSeq, a predicted model, not a curated record